This is a messenger RNA of Adineta ricciae, 2856 nucleotides long. NCBI's taxonomy places the organism in Eukaryota, Metazoa, Rotifera, Eurotatoria, Adinetida, Adinetidae. The record is from the annotation of a GenBank genome assembly.
AUGGAUUUAUCUUUCACAAUUGAACGAAAUUCCACCGAACAGAAGCCAGCCGAUUCGAAAGAAAAGUACCAUACAGUCGAUUAUGAAGAAGAUGAUAUUCAAGAUCAACGACAACCAAUGCCGAUCAAACAAAGUAGCAGUAGAUUAACAAAGAAAAAAGCUCGUGAAGAUGAAACUGUGGCACAAGCUGUUGCUAAUUUUGAUCCAACAUCCGAUAGUGGCAAAAGAAUUAUUAACUUGAUUCUUAAUGUCAAGUCUGCCAUUUUAAUUAAAUCAACAUUAUCACGUCAUACAACUUUGAAGAAUUACAUUCCAUUGUUAGAUCCAGCACUUGAUUAUCUGAUACAUGAUAUUGGACUGUUACAUUUAUUUGAUUGUGGUGCUGUUGUUACGUCAAACAAUCAUCGUUCAGUACCUGUCUAUGUAAAAAAAAUGAUUUCACCUGUAUCUGCUAAAGAAAACUUAUGUUUAUCAAAAUUAUUGAAAAAGUUCUCAAUUGAACAUUCAGAUUAUAUUGCCACGUGGUGGAAUAUUUCUUUACCUUCAACAAUUACUUUAUCAGAAGAGGUGUAUGAUUUUUUGUCUACUGCUCCAUAUACAACAUUUAUAACUGUUCCAAUUACUGUAUGGGCUCCAAGAACUCGACUACAAGAACCUCCUGUGAUUGGUCUUCGUCAAGUAAACAAUCAUGCUGAACCUGUGCAAUCAGCUUUACCUCUUGUACAACCAUCAACUGUAUCUGUUCAUGCUCGUUCGAAUAUAAUGCCAAGAAAUCCAAUGUACUCUUCUGGUAAUAAUUCGAUGGAUACUAAUGAAAAUAAUUCUACCGAUUCCAACAGCGAAAAAAAUGCUUCAGUUAUAUCUACCAGUAUAAUCGAUCGUCAGCAACAACCAAUUCAAACCACGACUAAUGAUUUGGAUACUCAUGAUGAAAAUCAUAUUCAAAAGCAAAACUUUCAGCGAACACAAAAACGUAGUGCACCAGUGGAAACAACUAAUCAAUCAAUUCCAUUAUUGUCAACUGAUAAACAUUACACCACAAAUAUUCAGCAAAUAACCAGCGAUUCCAAAAUGUUCGCCUAUUUACAACCAUCAACAUCUUCUACUACCACUGAACAUUUGUUUAAUGUAUCAGAACUUGUUUUUAUUGAACGUGUCGAUAAAUAUUUCCAUGCAUUAACUCCGAACAAAACCAAACAUAUUGCAAAUAUUUGUUCGAAUACAUUUGGUCGUGCAAUUGAUGAAGAUAUGAUCCGAUAUACCCUAAGUAUGUUUCACAACGGCUUUUUACCUCAGUUCAAUUUAUAUUGUGAUGUUCCAAAUAUUGUAAAUACUUAUGCUGAACAAAACAAAUUAUAUACAUUAAGCAACAAUGUCUUCUCUGCUAUUUGUGGAAAAUAUUGUUUACAAUGUCGUACAACUUAUUCCCGAUUACUUUCCAAACGAGUAACAGUUUAUCAAUUUGAUGGAAAAAUCGAAGAUGGUCUUAUCCGUUAUUAUAGUUGUACCCAUGAAAAUAGUAACAAACACGAACAACCAGCAACAGAAUACUAUCCAAAUUUCAUCAAAUCUUUUCACGAAAAAAUUAUUACAAAAGAAUUGUUUAACAACACCGAGUAUUUUUAUAUAGGUGGUGACAGUAUCUUUGCGAAAAAAAUAUUUACACAAUUUGAAACACUACUUGUCACUUCACAUACAAAUUUUCAAGGUUUCACGGAAGCGUACAAUCUAUUACAUAAUUAUGAACAAAAUGAUCGGCGAUUCGCUGAACGUCGUAUUUUCUCUCAAGUGUGGAUGAUUUAUCAAGUGAUCAAUUUUGCAUUCUUUAUGGGUUAUGAACAAAUAUCACUGCCAAUAACGAUGGAUCGACAACAGAAUGAUUCAUUCUUUUAUUCAAUUUAUGACUCAUUAUAUACACUCUUCGUUCGUUUUUGGUUAAACCAUUCAGAACACAAACCAUGCAGUUUGAACUGUUCGCGAGCUUUAGUGGUCGAUGGUAAUCAAAAACUCCGACGUCGUAUAUGUCUCGACAAAAGUAAAACCAUAUCGACCGCCGAAAUGUCUUCAAUUAAUAUUGGAUGCGAUAAAACACCCGUAUAUAAAUCAUUAUAUUGCAGUGAACAUUUACCUCAAUCACAAUCACGACGAAACAUAAAUGAUAGACAUUUGACCAAGAAUCAAAUUCACGCAACAAAAGCCAAAAAUAAAUUAAAAAUUCACAAGAAACAUUUACGUUCAGAACGAAAUUUUAUACAACAUGAGCUCAUUAGUUGUUCAACAUUAAAAGAAAUGCCAAAUCAAUACAUUGACAAGUGUGUGAGAUCAUUUGGUAUUAUAGUUUACGUCACCAAUUGCAAUGUCACGGUGGCAUUUAAUGAAAUUUUCAGAUCGGAAACAAUCAAAGAAAUCCUCAAUGGUUUAAUCUCUAUUGUUAAUAUCUCACCAACUUUACCUCCAGCCAUUAUUUAUGAUGAUGCAUGUCAUCUUAUUAGAAGAUUGAUUGAUGGACAAACAAAAAAAGAAUUCAAAAUCACACCAGCAAUCCAUUAUUUAAACACUAAGACCUAUAAUAUUGAUAGAAUGCACCUGCAAAACCACAAAGACAAGUGGUGCAGAAAAUUUCUUGAUCCUCAAACAAAUCCAUUACUCGUAAAUGUUAACACAGAAGCAUGUGAACAACUUUUUAGUUGGUCAAACGGCUAUGCAACAUCUUUAACGAAUAUGAAUCAAUCCAGAUGUCGACUAAUGCUGUUAUUAACAUUCCAUUUAAGGAACUGCUAUCUUAAAAAAAUCAAUCCUCACUUAUUUGAUAUCGGAAAAGAAAUUGUAACUAAACCUCGACCAAUUCUCAUAUAA